GAAACAUUUCCCAGAUCCCAGUUGCUCUUCAAUUUAAUUUUUUAAACUCAACAAAAUUUAUCUUGAAACUGCUCGGUCUUGUCCAUAUUACUUAGCAUUCUUUCUCAUAACAGAAAUUUUCAAUACUCUUCUUAAUUGACUGAUUCACACAAUUUAAAGAGAUUGUUCCAGUCCACCAUUAUUGUAACUUUUACUUCAAAGAUGUCCGAGUCUAAAGUGCCAUUCAUUUUUAAAAAGCGAUCCAGAGGAGGUUCAGCUGCUGCUGGAGGCAUGAGAUGCCCUAGGAAAGGCUACAGUGAGAGCAGCAGCAGUGAUGACUCAACUCAAGUAGUGAAGCGGCCUAAGAAGAGGUCAACAGCCAAUCCCCUUGUGCAGACAAGCAAGGGAGCUGACAGCCGUCAUGGCAAGCAUGACUCUUCAGAUUCAGAUUCUUCGUCAGAAGAUGACUUGAGGUGAAGAUUAUCUUGCAUGCAUUAUUCUGACUUGUGAAAUUAGGAAAAAUUUAUUGUGGUGUGAUUUUUUUACCAUUUUCAGAUAUACUCUGAUUGCUUGUCUACCUAACUUACUGAGGACAUUGUGACAAAUUUCACCUCUUUCAUGUUCUUAUAAAGUGAGAUUUGUAA
Molecule: messenger RNA, 623 nt
Organism: Hyalella azteca
Lineage: Eukaryota; Metazoa; Arthropoda; Malacostraca; Amphipoda; Hyalellidae
Product: E3 ubiquitin-protein ligase RNF113A-like
Exons: 2
Coding region: 202-456 (84 amino acids)
Source: RefSeq, a predicted model, not a curated record